Messenger RNA from Phycodurus eques (leafy seadragon), 1012 nucleotides. RefSeq lists its product as uncharacterized. The coding region runs from base 6 to 464 and encodes 152 amino acids. The record is from RefSeq and is a predicted model, not a curated record. Lineage: Eukaryota; Metazoa; Chordata; Actinopteri; Syngnathiformes; Syngnathidae. The transcript is spliced from 2 exons.
GGCACAUGAACCGUUUACCCUCCGGCUUCAAGCCCAAGUUCUUAAAGAUGAGCUACUGCCACCCCAUGGAGCUUCGCCUCGAUUAUUACCCUGCCAAGCGCAAACCUGCAAAGGUCAAGGAGAAUGGAGCAUCUGUAUCCCUUUUAUGCCGGAAGACAUCACCCAAUCGAUCGAGAGACGAGUUCGGGCCCAGGAGUCAACCCGAGAGCAGCCCGGCGGACGGGACACGUCCCACACCGAGGGACCCAGGGUGGUCUAACGGCCCCACCGAGGCACCACGACAACCGACCACCCGGAGGAGGCCGCAGGGACCCAAUGCCACUCCACCCAGCCAACCACCACCCCCACAGCCGCCCCACGCGCCCCGCCACCCCCUCCUCUACCCCCAAGGGUCAUCACGUGUCCUAAAAAUCUAUUUGGUGGUCAAUUCCAUGUUGUUCCCAUGUGCUAAAAUAAAGGGGUAAAUUGUUAAUUUCGAAAUCUGGAUUGUGCCAGAUUGGGGAGAGCAUACUGGGAGCUAAUUGAGAUCCUCUAGCUCCUAAACUUUUCCACCAAGCCGUUAAGGUGGAUGCAAUUAUGGAGUUCUUGAAGCAUUUAUGGCGUUAAAGACUAGUGGAAAUAAAUGGAAGUUUGAUGUUGUUGCAGUCUAUCUGUUCCAAUUCUAGCCAAGAACGAUGCUCCUCAUUAUGGCGCAUCAUCCAUUUGAUGAGGUAUUGUCAGCUAAAUACUGUAAUAGUGUUCAGAGUUGGGAGCAUUUACUGUAAUUUCUCGUGUAUAAUGCGCAUUUCCACCCCAUAAUUGUCCAAAGUCAAUAGUGCGCAUUAUACAUGGAUAUAGGGGGAAAUUGGAAAAAAAACUUUCACAUUUUAUAAAUGUAUGCUGCCAUCUAGUGUUUAUGAAAAAGAAGAAGAAUAGAAGAAGAAGUGCUGGUGAGCUGUACACUUUAAUUCCAAAAUGCCACCGUCACCUCGUGGUUAUAAAAAAAAGUGUAGCCUACACUUUCAUUCCAAUA